UGUUUUUCAGGGCAGUAUGACUGCAAUGACUGUAUUUUUUCCUUUGGAUACAGCUAGGCUUAGACUUCAGGUUGAUGAGAAGCGCAAGUCUAAGACAACACCAGCAGUUCUGUUGGAAAUAAUCAAAGAAGAAGGCCUGUUGGCUCCAUAUCGAGGAUGGUUCCCAGUCAUCUCCAGUCUUUGUUGCUCCAAUUUUGUUUAUUUUUAUGCCUUUAAUAGUCUUAAAACCCUCUGGGUCAAAGGUCAGCAUUCAACCACCGGAAAAGACUUGGUUCUUGGAGUUGUUGCAGGUGUAGUAAAUGUACUCCUGACCACUCCUUUGUGGGUGGUGAAUACACGUCUGAAGCUGCAAGGAGCAAAAUUUAGAAAUGAAGACAUUGUACCAACCAAUUACAAAGGCAUAGUAGAUGCCUUUCACCAGAUAAUACGAGAUGAAGGAGUCUUAGCUUUAUGGAAUGGUACUUUCCCCUCCUUGCUGCUGGUCUUCAAUCCUGCCAUACAGUUCAUGUUUUAUGAAGGCUUUAAACGGAAGCUUUUGAAAAAGCAGCUGCAGCUCACAUCUUUGGAUGCUUUUGUCAUUGGUGCAAUAGCCAAAGCAGUUGCCACCACGCUCACUUAUCCUCUGCAGACAGUACAGUCGAUUCUGCGGUACCAACAAAUAACAAACUGCUAUUUCUCCCGGACUCUAGGGAGUCUUAAAAAUGUUCUUUACCUUCUUCAACAGAGAGUGAGGCGUUUUGGACUGAUGGGACUCUACAAAGGCCUUGAAGCAAAGCUCCUGCAGACAGUCCUUACUGCCGCGCUCAUGUUUCUAGUGUAUGAGAAACUGGCUGCUGCAACCUUCACGCUCAUGGGAUUAAAGCGUUCACGCCGGCAUUGAGAAGGGCACCUGUGC
Messenger RNA from Tinamus guttatus (white-throated tinamou), 895 nucleotides. Lineage: Eukaryota; Metazoa; Chordata; Aves; Tinamiformes; Tinamidae. The record is from RefSeq and is a predicted model, not a curated record.